UUCAUCUCUUGUGUCAAUAAACAGACGGAUGAGUAUAGGAUAAUGCACUCUGUCCAUUUAAAUUUGGCUUUGGUCAAACGAGUUGAAUGGUAUUUGAUUUUGCUUUCAACGGAUGUUCUUUUUCGGUUCACUGAUUUGAUAUUUCAGUCUGACAUUUUCUGUGUUUAAUAGGAGUGGCAUGUGUUUUCGAAUUUGCUUGAAUAUAAGCUUGGGUUAAAUUUUAGGGCGAAAUGUGCCUGAGUAGGAGACAUUCAUGACACUGACAAUAUAAAAGAAUUAUGAAACAGUGAUUAUUUAUUACAAAAAAGUGUUAACUGUGAUGAAACCAUGGAGAAUAUGGAAAAGGAAAACAAGAAUAUAUUUUCUUCUUCUUAUGUUCCCUUUCUUUUUGGCUCUCUUUGUUCUUCUUUGUUCACAGUCCAACCUGGUUGAGAAAAGCUCUGAUGAUAGAAUAAUUCGAAAAUCAAAAAGACAAAUUGAGUAUGUGGAUAAAAGAGGAAUUCAUGUUAUAGUUGGACAUUAUAUUGGAAAUGAAUUACCUUGGAAUCCUACUCCUAACUUAACUGAUGAAAUAAUAAAUCAUAAUGGUUAUUCACCCAUACCUAAUGCUGGUGCAAAUGGAGAUGCUUAUUUUAUCUUACCAGAGGAAAGAGAGAAAAGCAAAGCACUUUUUUAUAUAAAUAAGUUUAAUUUACUUGCCAGUGAUCGAAUUCCAUUGAACAGAAGUUUGCCUGAUGAACGUAGAAUGGCAUGCAGAGAAAAAAAGUACGACUUGCAAAAGUUACCCACAACAAGCAUUAUUAUUGUGUACCAUAAUGAAGCCUGGUCAACUUUGUUAAGAACCGUCCAUAGCAUUAUCAAUCGAUCUCCUUUGAUAUUAAUAAAAGAAGUUAUUUUAGUGGAUGAUGCAAGCACAAGGAGAUUUUUAAAAAAGCCUUUAGAUGAAUAUGUAUCCCAUCUUCCUGUUUCUGUUCAGAUCAUUCGAUCAUCUGUAAGAGUUGGACUCAUUCGAGCUCGUUUACUUGGAGCUAAUAUUGCAAAAGGGGAAGUUCUUACCUUUCUUGAUGCACAUUGCGAAUGUUCAGUAGGAUGGUUGGAACCUCUCCUGAGUCGCAUUGCAGAACAAAGAACACGCAUUGUAUGCCCAGUAAUAGAUAUCAUACAUGAUGAAACAUUUCAGUAUGUACGAAGUUUUGAAUUGCAUUGGGGAGCAUUUAAUUGGGAGUUGCAUUUUCGUUGGUAUCCUGUUGGGGAAAGAGAAUUACUGAAUAGAAGAAAUGACUCAACAGUUCCAUUUCGGACACCUGUGAUGGCAGGUGGCUUAUUUUCAAUUGAUAAAUCUUACUUUGAGGAGAUUGGUCGCUAUGAUGAAAAAAUGGACAUUUGGGGUGGUGAAAAUAUUGAAAUGUCUUUUCGUGUUUGGCAGUGUGGUGGAAGCAUAGAGAUUGCACCUUGCUCACAUGUUGGACAUGUUUUUCGAAAAUCUUCACCAUAUACAUUUCCUAGACCUGGUGGAGUUGGUGCCGUUUUAUAUCAGAAUCUUGCUAGAGCAGCUGCGGUUUGGAUGGAUGAGUGGAAAACAUUUUAUUUUAAAAUGAAUCCUGAAGCAGCUAAAACAAACCAUAAUGUAGAUGUAGAUUCCAGAUUGAAAUUGCGAGAAAGGCUUAACUGCAAGAGUUUCAAAUGGUAUUUGGAGAAUGUUUGGCCAGAACAUUUUCUUCCAAUGGAUGGUAGAUUUUUUGGGAAGAUAAGAAAUUUAAAGAAUGGAAAAUGUUUCCAAAGAGGAGGCUCAUCUCAACAUUCAGUUGGAAAAAUGAAACUAGCAGCAUGUGUUUUUGAAAUAUAUCCUAAGCAGCUAUUUAUAUUAACAAAGAAAGGACAAAUUAUGAGUGAUGAAUCUGUUUGCUUGGAUUCUCCUGAAGGAGCAGAAGACACAUAUGUUGUGAUGUUAGCAUGCAAUGAAAUGUUGCGCCAAAAGUGGACUUAUGAUCCAACGAAACAGAUUCUUGUUCAUUCAAAAUCAAAUUUGUGCCUUGAUAUACCUUCCAAAACUCGACCUGAAGCAUUGACUUUACAAAUCUGUGAUGGCAGUUCUAAUCAGAAAUGGCUUUUUGAAAAUGUAGAUUGGAAAAGUUAAUAUUCAGAGAAUUAAUUUGAAAAAAAAAGAAUUUAUUUCUUUUAAACUACUUUUUUAUUUGCCAUUUAAUCUUUUAUUUUGCAUAUUUAUUAUUCCAUAACCAUGCUGUUGCUUUGCUAAUUAUAUAUUUCUUUUUACAGUUUGCAAUUUUUAUUUAAAACACAAUGUAUGUGUUUUGUGACAUUCGUACAUUUUCAAAGUAUUUUUUAGUUCCUGGCAUUUAAUAUUUGCUGUAGUUUUAUGUUUUGUCUUUGUCCAAUUAAUAUUCAGCUAUAUUACUUGAAUCUUGUAAAUGCUUUUUUUAAUUGCAGUUUAUAUGCGAAUGAGUUGCUGCAUAUAAAUGAAAUUUUAAAUCCAUGAACUUAAAUGAACUUUUGUAUCAGUGAAUUCAGAAGCUGUGAAAUCUAUUGUUUACCUAGUUUUUGAAAUCUAUAUGAAAUUUAUUUUAUUGAUACAGGUAGAUACUGUUCUACUAUUUUACUUUUUAAAAAUCUUCAGUGGUUAAAAUAAGGUUUCUGAACAAUUUUAUUAGUGCUAUAUAUAUUUAUAAUUAUUUAUCAAUUCUGCUUAUAGUCUACUUACAGCUGCUUAUAUUUAAACAGAUUGAUAUAAUUUAUUUUUUUA
Messenger RNA from Argiope bruennichi, 2761 nucleotides. Its product is annotated as polypeptide N-acetylgalactosaminyltransferase 13-like. Bases 320 to 2137 code for a protein of 605 amino acids. The record is from RefSeq and is a predicted model, not a curated record. Lineage: Eukaryota; Metazoa; Arthropoda; Arachnida; Araneae; Araneidae. Gene Ontology annotation, cellular component: Golgi apparatus. The transcript has 12 exons.